UCAUGUGAUACUGAUUCAAUCCCUCGUUCCAGGCUUGCAAUCAUGGAUCCUCUGCAGGAAGCAAAUGGCACCUUUGCCUUAAACCUUGUGAAAUUACUGGGUGAAGACGGCUCAGAAAAUGUAUUUUUCUCACCCAUGAGCAUCUCCUUGGCCCUGGCCAUGGACUGCAUAGGGGCAAAGGGAAACACUGCAAGCCAGAUGAUUCAGGUAACCAGCACCAUUUCACAGCAGAUAAAUACCAUGGUCUGUCAGUCAUCCACAUGCCAUCAAGCGGGAAGUACAGUGAGGAUGACACCAAUGACUAACUUAAGGCAGACGCAGUAGAUGCUGAAAAGAAUUAUGUGAGAUCUGGACUAUUAAUAGUGACCUCUGCCCUGAAGGGAAGGCCCAUGUUCCAACAGACUACAGAUAGGAAAUAAAAGACAAACAAGUAGAAAAAAGUCAGAGCAUUCCAGACAAAAAUUACUGUGGCCUUUAAAUAGAAGGAGGAGGAGGAAUAGGACAAUUGCAGGGAGGAGUCUGGAGAGAGCAGGGGUGAGGAAGAAGGAGAAGCAGAACAGGAAGGAGAAACUGUGUCAGAGGACUCACGUUGAAGGAGGGACAAUAACUAUGGGCCAGCUGCGUUGGUGAUGUGGAACCAAAGUGAAAAGUGUCCCCAAGAACACAAGUUAAGGCGGGAGAUGGUCAGAAGUUGUUGUCAAAGCAGAGGAGCUAGAGAAGCUAAAGGAAAGGACGGUUGAAAUCCCCUCCGGGGUGGAGAACACAGGGUGACUGAGGACGCAGAUUCUGCACGUAAGCAAGCCAACCUUCCCUCAAGCAAGAUGAGAAAGAGGGUCAGAAGCCUCUGUCCCUUCAGCAGCUGUCACUCCCUGCUGGGUCAGGGGUCAGAAGACAAGGGGUAUGAGCGGCCUCUGUGGAAACAUGGAGCCAAGCAACAGAAAGUGAGCACCCUGGGGAAGCCAUUGGCACCAGGAAGCUUCUGGGAGGAAGAGAUUGGUGAAAAGCUGCCGUCCACAAGCCAGGAAGGAGAGCACAUGGAGAGGAGAGAUUUCUAGACAGAGUGUGUCACAGGUAGUGUGAAAUUGAGUGAGCUCUCAGGCUCAGCCAAUUGGAACCUUGAUCUUGGGGAGAAGUACAUGUGUGAACUUCUCUCUUGGUGACCUGUCACCCAGAGACCCAGGCUCCUACUAGAUUUUUCUUUCUCAAGGGACCAGGUGUUCACUGACUCUCACCUAUCCCCACCCUGCGGAGGACAGAGCUGGAUGAGGUCAGGCCAGUCCCUCUUCCUCUGGCCUGGGGCUCUGAGCAUGAUGUCAGCACCCUGCAGUGAAUAAAGGGCCUUCCUGAACGGGACAGGCUGCUAAGCUGCACUCCAGGAGCAUCUAGCCUUGAACACUGCUUCGGGAGGUUGUGAAGUUGGUAGAUUCUGCAUCAUGAAUACUCUGUCUGAAGCAAAUGGCAACUUUGCCAUCCACCUUUUAAAGAUGCUCUGUGAAAGCAACCCUUCGAAAAAUGUUUGUUAUUCUCCUGUGAGCAUCUCCUCUGCUCUAGCUAUGGUCCUCUUGGGGGCAAAGGGAGACACUGCAGUCCAGAUGUCUCAGGCACUUGGCUUAAACACAGACAAAGACAUUCAUCAAGGCUUCCAAAGGCUGCUCAGUAACUUGAACAAGCCCAACAGAAAAUACUUGCUUAGAACGGCCAACAGGCUCUUUGCAGAGAGCUCUUGUGAAUUCCUCCCUACAUUUAAGGAGUCCUGUCUUCAUUUCUAUCACUCGGAGCUGGAGCAGCUGUCCUUUGCCAAAGCAGCAGAGGAGUCCCGGAAACACAUAAACACAUGGGUCUCUGAACAGACUGAAGGGAAAAUUCCAGAGUUGCUGUCAGGUGACUCAGUUGAUUCCAAGACCAGGCUGGUUCUUGUCAAUGCCUUAUAUUUCAAAGGAAAGUGGCAAAAAGAGUUUGACAAAGAACGCACAAGGGAAAUGCCCUUUAAAAUAAACCAGAGGGAGAAAAGACCAGUGCAGAUGAUGUAUCAGAAAGGUGUAUUUAAACUUGCCUACGUGAAAGAAGUUCAGGCAACGAUGCUGGUGAUGCCCUAUGAUGGCAUGGAACUGAGCUUGAUGGUCCUGCUCCCAGUUGAUGGUGUGGACCUCAGCAAGGUGGAAAACAAUCUCACUUUUGAGAAGUUAAUGUCUUGGACCAAACCAGACUUUAUGUGGAGCACUAGAGCUGAGGUUUUACUUCCAAAAUUUAAACUGCAAGAGAAUUAUGACAUGAAGUCUGUGUUUCAGCACUUGGGAAUGGUGGAUGUCUUCCAAGGGGGCAAAGCUGACUUAUCAGGAAUGUCUCUGGAGAGAAACCUGUGUGUGUCUGAGUGUGUUCACAAGAGUGUUGUGGAGGUGAAUGAAGAAGGCACAGAGGCUGCAGCCUCCACCAUGGUAAAUGUAUGCUGUUUCUCAUCUGGUGGUGACCCAAGGUUUUGUGCUGACCACCCCUUUCCUUUUCUUCAUCAGGCACAAUGAAACCAACACCCUCCUGUUCUGUGGCAGGUUCUCGUCUCCAUAAAGACACAUUUACUGUGUGGGAAACAGUUCUCUAUUCAACAUCUUCACAGCUCUUACAACCCUGUGAGGAUGGACAUAUAGGUUGAACCCACGUUCCAAGAUGAGGGCACUUUCUUCCUUUCAGCCUGAUCUUAGGAUGCCCACAUUCCUCUUCCCUAUCCUGAUAUUCAUCAGUGCCCUUUGCCAGGUCACAGGAUCACAGAGUGGUUGGGUUUCUGGCUGUGUAAACAACAAAGGAGGCAAACAAUUCCCUCAAGAGAGCCUACA
Messenger RNA from Peromyscus californicus insignis, 2828 nucleotides. RefSeq names its product serpin B9-like. The record is from RefSeq and is a predicted model, not a curated record. Gene Ontology annotation, cellular component: cytoplasm. Gene Ontology annotation, molecular function: serine-type endopeptidase inhibitor activity. The coding region runs from base 1434 to 2519 and encodes 361 amino acids. The transcript has 7 exons. Lineage: Eukaryota; Metazoa; Chordata; Mammalia; Rodentia; Cricetidae. Gene Ontology annotation, biological process: negative regulation of endopeptidase activity.